Molecule: messenger RNA, 1055 nt
Organism: Nelumbo nucifera (sacred lotus)
Lineage: Eukaryota; Viridiplantae; Streptophyta; Magnoliopsida; Proteales; Nelumbonaceae
Biological process (GO): root development; shoot system development
Source: RefSeq, a predicted model, not a curated record
CAAAUGGCUUUUCCAAAAGCCAAAGCUCAAUUUCAUGCCCGCUCUAUCAGCUUGCCCUCUAGACCGCAUCCUCUCACCGCUAAAGUCGAUGAGCAGCUGUGCAGAUUAAGGGCUUCGCAACCAUCAUCGUCAUCUUCCUCUUUCUCCUUAUCGUCGCUGUCAUCACUGUUGGGUGGCCUUGAAGGCUUGUACCAUGGGAUUGACGAUUUGCUUCAGCUACCACUCGCUCAACAAGCCAUGACCCAUGCUAAGUGGGCCGAUGAGGUGUUGGCGGAUGGAUCCCUCUGGCUGUUGGAUGUGUGUAGUAGUACAAGGGGUGUUCUUCUGCAGAUGAAGGAAUCCGUCCAAGAGCUUCAGUCAUCCCUCCGUAGAAGAAGAAGAAGAAGAAGAGAUUAUUAUUCUGCUCUAGCCCAGGAUGUCAACGCAUACUUGCUGUCGAGAAAGAAGCUGAUUAAGGAGACCCGCAAGAGUCUUGCAGAAUUGAAGAGAACCCAGAACAAGUGUGGCUUCUCCUCUCUCCUAGACAAAGACCGCCAUGACCUUGUCGCCAUUGUUCGUGUGCUUAGAGAAGUGGAAUCAAUCACACUCUCCGUGUUUGAAAGUCUCAUGGCCUCUAUGUCUAGCCAAGCAGCUGGAGGUUGGUCUGUUGUUUCUAAGAUAUUAAUGCCCACCAAACGUGUGCAAGCAGAGCAAGACAAUGAUCAAAACAUGUGUGAAAUGGAGAAGUUAGACUUUGCUCUGAGUAACCUCAUUCGCCACAAGACAGACAAAUGCAUCAUUCCAGUAGUCCAAAAUGCACAGAAAGGAUUGGAGGGACUGGAGUUGUGCAUCCAGGGCCUGGAAGAUGGAUUGGAAUGCGUUUUUCGGGGUUUAAUCAAAAUAAGAGUUUCCCUCCUCAACAUCCUCAACCACUGAUAGACAAGCCUUCGGGGAUCCUUCCAAAUACUCAUACAAUAUAGUCUUUACUCUUUCUCUCUCUUUCUCUUUGGCAUUCUGUGUUUUUCAAGGGAAUAGCCGAUGGAUUUCACUUGUAACCUCUUUGUACAUGAAAUCAA